Molecule: messenger RNA, 4490 nt
Organism: Scaptodrosophila lebanonensis
Lineage: Eukaryota; Metazoa; Arthropoda; Insecta; Diptera; Drosophilidae
Gene: Cap-D3
Exons: 7
Coding region: 1-3777 (1258 amino acids)
Biological process (GO): meiotic chromosome condensation; mitotic chromosome condensation
Cellular component (GO): condensed chromosome, centromeric region
Molecular function (GO): histone binding
Source: RefSeq, a predicted model, not a curated record
AUGUCCGAGCUCACUAGGCUGUUUUGUGAAUUAAAAACGCAUUUUCGGCUCAAUCUUAACUGGGUUGAUGUGGAGCAGUGGCUUUAUGGUGAUGGGGAGGAAUGCAGCAAUGAAGUGUGGCAGCAGCGCGCCCAAAAUUUUUGGUCUCUGAUUAACAAUCGGGAGGAGGAACAGCUGCAGACUCUCCGCGAAUUAGCGAGCGUUAUACGCUCUAUGCGUACGGAAGAUCAACCAGGCUACGACAACACCUACGACAAUUGGGCGAACAUAAUUAAUGCUGCUCCUGCAAAUGCGUAUUUGGCCUAUAUAUAUGCGGUUUCUUGUCUUGCCAAUCCGUUGCCCGAGCAUGUGCGUCAAGCAGCGCCCGCUUUAAAACUGAAUUGGCACACAAAUGUACAAUUGUCGCUGAAUGCAAUUAGCACGUAUUUUCUCACGCUCACUAUACCAGGCGCGAAAACCUAUGGAGUUUUCGAAGAAGACGUGAUUGAACACUGCUUGAAGGUUUUUAAAUUGCUAGAGCAAAAUGUAGACCGUGAGGUGUUCGCUAAUUCGCUGUGGAUGAAUUUUCUAACAAUCUGUGAUGAUCUGAAACUGCUUUUCCGUUAUGUUCACUUCAAGGAGCACAUUAAAGCCCGGGAUAAAAUUGUGCGUUGCCUCAUGGAAAUUUUAUAUAUGAACUUCAAGUCGGGCUAUGUAAACAAAUGUGCGCCUGCUUUACACACCAAGUGCUUUGAAGUUUUUGAUGAAAUUGCCAACGAACACAAUGGUGAUGUAUAUAAUACACUAUUACUGAUAUUACAGCAGACUUUCCCAAUGCACAUUUACGGCGAAUGCCCGAAGGGAGGAAAUCGAAACGGGCAAAGCAUCGAACACAUCUCCGCUUGGUUCAUAAAACUCUUGGAUAAGUACCCUGAGAUAAUGGCAAAGAUACUAAAUUUGUACAUUGAAACCGUAAUUUCGAAUCCCAUCAAAGCUUGGAAGCCCGCUGAUGAAAAAAUAGCUAUUGGCUAUGCGGCUAAGUACGACGCAGCGCUUUAUGGAAAAUGUAACAAAUCCUGUGCGGACUAUGUGAUGGAAGCUGUUAAAGCUGACGAUGCUGUAUCCAUACAAACACGGGCAUUGGAACUAGUUGAUCGAAUUCUACAGCACCAAACUGUGGUGGAGUGGAGCAUCUUUCGCUAUGACGUCUCCACAAUACCCCGAGAGGUGGCUCUAAUUAAGGAAACUAUUUUAUGUCUUAACGACAGAACUUUUACAGUUCGCCGCAAAGCCUCCCAAGUUCUUAUCUCGGCGCUGAAGUACGGCUCUGCAAUGACUGCGAAAAUACUUGAUGAGAGCAUACGUUUUGUGCAGUACAACGAUGAGGAUGUGGAGGCUCCACAAGAACCAAAGGCGCAGCAACAUGAGCUACGUUUUGAAAAACCCGGAAUUUAUCAGUAUGCCUUUAGUUUCGAAGGCCACGAUAUGUUGGAGGAGGAAGUUAAGAACUUGCCGCAAAUCAUUUACGAGCGCUUCUUAAACUCUGAUAACGGUCUAGCCCGUACAUCGGGAAUAACACUGCUGGAACGUUUAAUAUUAAUUAAUCCGCUGAUUAUUUACAACACUAAUUUUGUGCGUGAAAUGUCUAUGCUGGCCGUAGAUCGACUGGCCUCAGUGAGAAAAGCAGCGCUGGAGUGCAUCGAAACCUUAUUGCAGGCCUAUUGCAAUUGUUUUGCCUUGAUUUGCGUUUAUUGCCGAAUUUGGGCAUGCCUGCUCAGUGAUGAGGAUGUAGCGCUCCAGAAAUUGGCUAUGCAGAGUUUCAAUCAAAUAGUCUUAAAGAAUAUUCAGCCGCUGGAAAACUCAAACGAACCUAAACAUUUCAUGCCAUGGCGUAUUGUAACUACGCUGCUACUGACACAGCCACGCGCAUAUUUGCAGGAAAGAUUUGGCGAAUUGCUCGAUAAGCAAACAAUGGUUACCUCUAAAUUAGUACACGUCAUCAUAUCACAUUUGUCCACACCAACAGCCACGGAGGCUUGGGCACUCCUGUUGCUCCUAUCGAGCCGUAUUACCAACAAUUUGGAUGAACUUAUUACGUAUUUCAAUAGUUUAUCCUCGUAUAAUAUGAAAACCAAUCAGGUGCUGGCCUUGCAACUUAUCAUUUGUUGCUUACCAAAUUUUUCCAAGCCCGCUCUCAACAAUCUCUUCAAGCUGUUGCUGGAACAUUUACGAACGGGCAGUAUAUGGCUAGGUCUCAUAUCAACUGCUGUAAGCCUGCUCAAGCAAAUGCAUCAUUUGUCAAUUAGUCAAUCGCCUUUGCAAAGAAAUGACGACGAAAGUUGGUUAACAAAACUGCUUGAAGAUGUAAAUGACUCGAUUUUAUUCUACUCCGGGAAUUUUCAAAACGAACACACGCGCUUACAAAGCUUACUGGCUACUUACACGGAGAUUGUCGUUAUGCUUCCCCUGCACGUCGAUAUUCGCGUAGUGGGAAUUGUUUUCAAAUACCUGAAUGAAUGCAUCAAGCUCAGCGAAGACAAUUUCGAUAGUGACAAUGAGCGUAUGAUGAACUGGAUGAUUGUAAUAGCUGGUCGUUUGUGUUUGAGAGACGAUAAAAUGGCCAAUGGCUUGGUUGGUAUCUACAGGCAGAUUCUGGACAAUAACGAUCGACCACAAAUUAUUAACACUACGCUUAUAGCCUUCAAUGAUUUGGGAAAGAAGCAUACGACAAUUCUGCAAAAUAAUUUCCAGUGCAUUUUGGGAAAAAUGAAUUCAAAAUUCGCUAUAACACGCGUGAGGACUUUCCGUUGUGUGAAGGACCUCAUCUUGUCUGGUAGUAUUCGACUGAAAGGACCCAUAUUGACAUCGCUGCUGGCAACACUGGCUGACGAGAGUGGCGAAAUGGCACGCGAGGCGGACGCUUUCUUUAUACGAUACCAGCGGCUUUAUAACAAGCUACUCUUCCAACACUGCCUUCGAGAAAGCCCCUUUGACUUCAAUGAUGAAGCCUAUCUAGAGGGUGCGAAACUACAUCCCACAUAUAAGUCUCCAUUAAAAGGGGAAGAGAAGACAAAGAGUAGAAGACUGAUAUACAAUCACAUAAUAUCUACACUGGACGACAAUACUCUUUUGUCGUACUUUGGGCAACUAAAACUGUUGGCUGUAAAAACCAAAGACGUCAACUUUAGAAACUCUCCUAAUGCUCUGGCUGCUGUGAAUGAUAUACUUUUUAUAAUGCGACGGAUCUGUUUCGUAACCAAGGGAAAAAAGCAUCAAACUUCGCGCGGAGAAGCCGGUGAAGACGAUGGUGAAGGCGGUGCAGAGCCAGAUGCUGUUCCUUCAACAAGCACAGCUGCAGAACAACAGGGACGCGGACGCAAAUCCCGCCAGCGUGAGGGCCUGGAAGAUCCGAUCAAGCAAUUGGAAAGCUGCUUGCGUUAUGUGGAGGAAAGUUUCUGCAAUUUAAAUAGUGUCAUGUCGCCAAAACUUCAGCAAUCCUACAAUAAGUUAUGCAAGGCCCUGAACAUGCGCUUUCCCAAUCUCGUACAGUUUGCACAGCCGGCACAAUUUUGGGACAAAUAUCGCAAUGCGAAGACGUCAAAAUCGAAACGGAAACGACGUCGAGUCAGUGAGGAUGACGAGGAAGGAGAUGAGCCGCAAUCGGAAGAGGAUGAUAUUGAUUCGGAUAAUGAAUUGCCGCUGGAAAGGCACAAAUCGAAAUUAGAACAACGCUUGCACCGGAAAAACAGCUGUGAUAAAAUAGUGACUGAGAUGAUUUUUCAACCGCCCGAUUGGUAGAUCAAACAAGAUAGAGUGUACUUCCUACCCUCUACGCACAAAUAGCAAUAUAUAUGCGUCUUGUUAUAUAUAUGGGCGCAUAGCCGAAGUUUGUUUCGCUAAUUUUUCUUAGAAUUAACCGAAUUGAAGGAAUUUUUAAAACAGAAGUAGAAACUUCUAUAUAAUUAACGGUUGCGAAGAUUUGCUUCUGUAGCUUUGGAAUUGUGGACAAUAAUGACAAAACUGUGUAGUGGAAAAAUAAAAUAACUUGUAUUGGCUAGGGAUUAGGAGAGUCUACAUACGAAGAAUGAUCAGUAUGGGAUCAUCCGAAAUGCAGGCGUUCUUCCACACAGACAGACGGACGGGCACAUCUCGAUUUUUCUCGUCGUACUGAUUAAUAAUAUAUGUAUGUACUUUAUGAGGUCGGAGCUGGUUCCUUCUUCCUGUUACAUACUUAGCACAAACCGAAUAUUCAUCCUUCGGGUACAGUGUCCAAAAACGUAUUCAUAUACGUGACUAGCUAAUAAUGAGAUCUCAAUGCAUACACAUAUUAUGUAUCAGACAUUGGCUUUUAUUUCUAUAUAUAUAUACAUAAAAAUAUAUGUAUAAACUCUAUUUUUUAUUAGAUUAAUUUAUAUCUCAAAUAUUUAGAAUGCAACGCGACUGUGAAUAGGAAUAAUUAAAAUUUGUUAUCACAUCCAAUUAUAUUGCAGAAAAGGUGAAACAUAGGGUAG